Messenger RNA from Aspergillus tubingensis, 1554 nucleotides. Its product is annotated as cytochrome P450. The record is from RefSeq and is a predicted model, not a curated record. NCBI's taxonomy places the organism in Eukaryota, Fungi, Ascomycota, Eurotiomycetes, Eurotiales, Aspergillaceae. The transcript has 3 exons. The coding region runs from base 1 to 1554 and encodes 517 amino acids. Gene Ontology annotation, molecular function: heme binding; monooxygenase activity; oxidoreductase activity, acting on paired donors, with incorporation or reduction of molecular oxygen.
AUGGCAGCCCCUUCAUCAGUUAAUGCCAUUCUCAUCACCGUCCUACUGCUUCCUAUCCUCCUGGCCCUGAAGCGGCUUUACUUCCACCCGCUAUCUCGGUACAAUGGACCGCUUCUCUGGGCAUUAACCCGUGUGCCGUAUAUGCUGGCAUUCCGCAAUGGCAAGUUGGCGCACAAAAUAAAAUCGUUUCACGAGGUUUAUGGCGAGACCGUCCGCGUUGCCCCGAAUGAGGUGUCCUUCAUCAACCCCGACACUGUCAAAGACAUCUAUCAGCGCCGACCGAGCGGCGGCGGUUUCAAGUCACUUCCCAAAGAUCCCAUCCGCCAGGCACCUCCAAGGCCAGGGCAGCCUAUUAGCAUCCUCGAUGCGGGCGAUGCUGACCACACACGACUCCGCAAGGCCUAUGCGGCCGCCUUCAGCAGCCAGGCCUUAAGCGCCCAGGAGCCGCUCGUUGCCAGCUACGUCGACAAGAUGAUCACCCAGAUGCAGUCCCAGAGCGAACUAGCUACGCAGAAGGUUGAUCUACAAGAGUGGAUCAGCUUCUGCACCUUUGAUAUCGUCUGCAAAUUAAGCUUCGGCGAAGAUUUCGGCUGCUUGGACAAUCGACGCUACCACGAAUGGGUGGGCCAACUCGUCUACUCGCUCAAAGCCAAAGUCCAGCUAGCCUCCUGCCGCUUCUAUCCCUGGCUGUUUAACUACCUUGUCAAGCGCCUCCCAAAAUCUGCGGGUGUGCUCAUGGCCCAGCACCAAGCCACAACCAAAGAGAAGGUGAAGCGCCGGUUACAGCAGCUGGAAAGCGAUGCCAGUACGGGAGUCAAUGAUGCGGCAGGGGUUAUUAGGCCGGAUUUCCUAGCACACCUUGUGCAGCAGCAAUCCCGCCGGGAAAUCUCCGAAGGCGAGAUGGUAGCGAACGCCGCAACUCUCAUUGUUGCUGGGAGCCACACACUUCAAACCGCCAUCACUGGCAUUCUCUUUCACCUCCUUCGGAAUCCAACAAUAAUGGAUCGCUUGACAAGCGAGGUGCGCGGUGCAUUUCCCUCUACCGAUCAGAUAAACGUGUCAACCCUGCUCAGGCUGCCCGUACUAGAAGCAGCGAUCAAGGAAGGCAUCCGUCUCACCUCCCCCGUGCCCCUGGGGUUGACUCGACUGGUUCCCAUUGGGGGCCAUACCAUCAAUGGGGAAUAUUUUCCAGAGGGGACCGUUGUCUCCUACAUGCAAUGGGCUGCCAAUGUCUCCCCACAGAACUAUACUGACCCUCAGGCCUUCCGCCUUGAGCGCUGGCUCAACUCGCGCCCGUCGAUUUCAUCUCCGCCGGAUGACCCCUUCGAAAAGGACCGGCGACAUGCUACGCAGCCGUUCCUACAAGGCCCGCGGGACUGUAUUGGUCAGAAUUUGGCCCGCAUGGAGAUCGUCCUCAUUCUGGGCAAAAUUCUGUAUCACUUUGACGUGCAGCCAGAGGGGCCCCUCGGACGCUGGGAGGAUCAGGAGACAUAUGCUGUCUGGGUUAAGACCCCGCUGGCAGUGAAUUUACGAACAAGACAGGACAUGAGAUGA